Messenger RNA from Rhinolophus ferrumequinum (greater horseshoe bat), 1213 nucleotides. It is a transcript of the gene SAP25, whose product is annotated as Sin3A associated protein 25. NCBI's taxonomy places the organism in Eukaryota, Metazoa, Chordata, Mammalia, Chiroptera, Rhinolophidae. The record is from RefSeq and is a predicted model, not a curated record. Gene Ontology annotation, cellular component: nucleus; cytoplasm. The transcript has 6 exons. Gene Ontology annotation, biological process: regulation of DNA-templated transcription. The coding region runs from base 265 to 1161 and encodes 298 amino acids.
CGCCAGGGGGCGCUCGCGGGAGCGCCGGCGGGAGCGCGCACCACGUGGCCCGGAAACGCGCUGGGCGCCGGCGUCGAGGCGAGGCCCUGUGAGGUGGGCGGGUGACCUGGGCUCCCAGAUCCCCGCUAGGUAGUGCUGGCCGCUGAGGGAGGUUGGGACGGCCUGGGAGCCCGCGAGGGGCGAGGCGGGCAGGGCAGGAGGCCCGGGCAGCACAGGGUACCCCACAGAGGUGCUGCUCUACCCUGCCCUCCUCUCGGCGGCGGCAUGUUGCCCUGGCCUUCGCGGCGGUGGGGCGCCGGCGAGGAGCAGGCGCCGGAGGAACAGGGCCCCUCUGUGGGCAGUGGCCCCAGCCAGGCCUGGAACUCUGGAGAGGAAGCCCUGGGGGAGCCAGGAACACCCCCGCAGGACAGCCCUCAGCCCAGGUCCCCAAGGCCUUCCUGGACCCGGAGAGAGCAGCUGCUGGCCCGGGCCCCCUCAGGCCGGGCUGCUGAGCAGUCUCCAGGAACCCCAGAUCCCCUUUCCCCUCAGAUGGCCUGGGAGGUGGCCCCCUCAAGGAUGACCCUGCUGGCACCGUGGGACCCCAACUAUGAGGCUAAAGCAGGAUCUCAGCCGGUGUGGCGGCCCAGCUGUGGGUCUGGCGCCUCCUUCUCAGGCCGGACCUUGUAUCAUCCCUCCUGGCCCCUGUACGAGGCAGCCUCAGGCAGGGGCUGCAGGCCCCUGGCCCCCACAACAGGACAUCAGAAUGGUGAGCAGGCCCCCAGGGAUGCAGGGUUCCCGGUGAUGUGCUGUGAAGAUAUCUUUCUUUCAGAUCCUCUGCUGCCCCGUGGGCAGCGUGUUCCCCUGUACCUGUCUGAGGCCCCUCAGCAGGUAAUGGGCUCUCUGAAGCUGCUGCUCCCACCCCCUAUCAUGUCUCCCUGGGUCCACCCACCCCAGUCCCCACGCUGCUCCACUGUCUGGCUCAGUGGGCCUGAGCUGAUCGCCCUCACUGGCCUCUUGCAGAUGAGCCAGGGGGAGCCAAGGUCCAGCUCCUCGGGCUCCUCAGGGGCUCCCCCGCCCCCUACUGGUCCCCCAGAUGAUCAGCCAGGCCCCAGUGGUUGCCCUAGCUGUUCUCACUGCACUGACCCAUCUCUCCCACAGACCCCAGACACCCAUCAGCCAUAGCUCCUCUGGGGAUUCCGUGGGCCCCCUACUCUUCUAGGCAGGUUUCUAUUAA